Prunus armeniaca (apricot) is the source of this 363-nucleotide messenger RNA. NCBI's taxonomy places the organism in Eukaryota, Viridiplantae, Streptophyta, Magnoliopsida, Rosales, Rosaceae. The record is from the annotation of a GenBank genome assembly.
AUGAAGAGAACCAAGGUCGCCAUCAUGGUUCACAAGUCGGCCGUGGCCCGAAUGUGGACAGACAUAGGCAUUCUCGGGUGUGAUGCUGCUGGGGCUUUUGGACUUCUUCUAGAGCAAAAGCUUACAGCUGUUAUACGAAUGUUGAUGUAUGGUUCAUCUGCUGAUCAUGUGGAUGAGAUUGCCCGGAUGGGGAAGUCCACUAUGUUGGAGGCCUUGGUGACGGCAUCUACCCGAGGUGGACCACGUUUGUCAAAUCCAUUCAGAAUCCCCGAUCCCAGAAGCAAAGAUUAUUUUCUUCCUAUCAAGAAUGAUAUAGGAAAGAUGUCGAAAGGUGUUUUGGCAUCCUCCAAGCUCAAUGGUUGA